Acanthamoeba castellanii str. Neff is the source of this 3555-nucleotide messenger RNA. RefSeq names its product Transcription elongation factor, putative. Lineage: Eukaryota; Discosea; Longamoebia; Acanthamoebidae. Gene Ontology annotation, cellular component: DSIF complex. The coding region runs from base 1 to 3555 and encodes 1184 amino acids. Gene Ontology annotation, molecular function: mRNA binding. The transcript has a single exon. Gene Ontology annotation, biological process: transcription elongation by RNA polymerase II; regulation of DNA-templated transcription elongation; regulation of transcription by RNA polymerase II. The record is from RefSeq and is a predicted model, not a curated record.
AUGAGCAGCAAUUCUGAGGAUGAUCGUGAUGAUGACCUCGAUGAAGUGGAGGAUGACGAGGUGAGCGAAGAUAUGGACAGCGAGGAGGAAGAGGAGCGCCGGCCGCCGAGCUCGGCGGGACGUAAGAGAGGCGGCGAGGAUGGAGGGGGGCGAGGAGGAGGCGGCGGGGCAGCGGCCAAGAGGCGGCGGCGCAGCGGGGGUGCGGGCGAUGUGAGCCGGUUCUUCGAGCUGGAGGCCAAGGACACGGACGAGGAGGGGUCGGAGGAGGAGGAGGAGGUGGAGGAGCUGUUUGCCGACGAGGCGGCCGAGGCCGAGGCGCUGGCGACGGCGACGCGGGAGCGGGAGCGCACGCGGCGGGCCAUGGUGGCCGAGGCGCUGGGCGGGGAGGACGGGGAGGAGGACGUGCGGGCCAAGGCGCGCGAGCUGGAGGAGCGCUACCGCUACUAUGGCCGGGCCGAGUACGGCGGCGGCGAGGGCGGGGCCGAGGAGCGGGGCGAGAUCGCGCAGCAGAGCUUCCUGCCCUCGGUGCGCGACCCCAAGCUGUGGCUGAUCAAGUGCAAGAAGGGCAAGGAGCGGGAGACCGUCGUCUGCCUCAUGCAAAAGUACUUUGAUGUGGAUGGCACUGAUCGCCAGCUGCUCAUCAAGUCGGCCUCGUGCGCCGACAAUCUAAAGGGCUACAUCUACGUCGAGGCCGAAAAAGAAAUCCACGUCAAGCAGGCCAUCACGGGACUGCGCAAUCUCAUCGCCUGGGAUCUCAAGCUGGUGCCCCUCAAGGAGAUGACGGCCAUCUUCACCGUGGCCAAGAAGGCGCUCAACCUGCGCCGCGACGCCUGGGUGCGCAUCAAGCGGGGCACCUACAAGGGCGACCUCGCCCAGGUGCUCGACGUCGACGAGACCCGCGCGCGCGUUACGGUGCGGCUGAUCCCGCGGCUCGACCUCACCAAGCUCCACAGCGUGGCCGACCUCGACGACGACGAGGACGACGAUGACGCCACGGCCAAGCGCAAGCGCAAGACGCGCCCGCCGCAGCGCUUCUUCAACGACGAGGAGGUGCGCAAGCUGGCCGGCAGCGAGGUCGAGUCGCGGCCGUCGGGGCGCGGCGGCAAGUACUUUGUGUUUGCCAUGCAGAAGUUCAAGGACGGCUUCCUGCACAAGCCCAUGAACAUCAAGAGCCUCGAGACCGACAACAUCGAACCCACCCUCGACGAGCUCCAGAAGUUCCAGGCCCCGCCCUCGUCCCUGGCCGGCGGCGGCAACGGCGACGACGACGACGGGGCGGGCUCGGCGGCGGUGGCGCUGUCGUCGACGCUGUCGGCGCUGGCCAAGUCGCAGCAGCAGGGCGCCGGCGCGGGCGGCAAGAAGCGCGGGGCCACGUUCAUCAAGGGCGACGCGGUGGCGGUGGUGGAGGGCGAUCUCAAGCACCUGAUGGGCAUCGUCGAGUCGGUGAGCGACAACAUGGUCACCAUCCUGCCCAAGCACGAGGACCUGCGCGACCUGCUCACGUUCCCGGCCGAGCAGCUGACCAAGUACGUCAAGAUGGGCGACCACGUCAAGGUCAUCUCGGGCCGGUUCGAGGGCGAGACGGGCCUCAUCCUGCGCGUGGACGGCAACAUCGUCACCAUCUUCUCCGACCUCACCAUGAAGGAGAUCCAGGUGCUCGCGCAGGACAUCCAGGAGGCCACCGAGGUGGCCGCGGGCAACCUGCAGCUGGGCAACUACGAGCUCCACGACCUGGUCCAGAUCGACCCGCAGACCGUGGGCAUGAUCGUCAAGGUCGAGCGCGACUCCUUCCGCAUCAUGGACACCGCGGGCAAGGUCACCUCCUACCCGCUCCAGGCCAUCCAAAACAAGCGCACCAACCGCCACGCCGUCGCCUUCGACAAGAACCAGAGCCAGGUCACCGUCGGCGACGUCCUCCAGGUCGUCGAGGGACCGCUCAAGGGCCGCCAGGGCACCGUGCGCCACAUCCACCGCUACUUUGCCUUCCUCCACUCCAACGCCGUGCUCGACAACACCGGCAUCUUCGUCGUACGCGUCGCCAGCACCACCGUACUCGGCGGCGGCAAGAACCGCGCCCGCCCCGGACCCUCCCCCUCCGCCCGCGGCGCACACUCGGCGGCCGGCGGCGGCGGCUACGGCCACGGCCACCACCCGAUGUCCGGCAUGCCCAGCCCCUCCCGCUCCCUCAUGAGCCCCUCCCGCUCCCUCGGGAGCGGCCCGCCCGGCGGAGGCCCCCGCGGCCGCCCACAGGAUCCUGCCGGCGGACGAGGUCGCGGCGGCGGCCGAGGCCGAGGGCGCGGGCGCGAGGACAGCCUCAUCCACAAGACCGUCACGGUCGGGCGAGGCCCGUGGAAGGGCUACGUGGGCAUCGUCGUCGACGCCACCGACAACAGUGCCCGCGUGGAGCUCCACACCAACUGCAAGACCGUCAACGUGGACCGCACCUUCCUCACCAUCAUCGACGCCGAAGGCCGCCGCGAGCCCGCCACGGCCGCCGGAGCCGCCUCGGGAGGCUUCCAGGAGGGCGUCCCUGCGACUCCCUCGUGGGCCUCCUCCCGCACGCCCAUGCGCGGCGACGGCGACGGGUCCGCCACGCCCAUGCGGGCCGGCACGCCCAUGCGGUCCAGCACGCCCUCCCACGACGCCUGGAACCCGACGACGCCUUCUCGCGCCACCUCGUGGGACGACAACCCCGUUGGCCACCACCCCAACGAGUACGGCAGCAUCGGCGGCUCCUACGGCGUCGCGGCAGGCGGCUACGCCCAAUCCUCCUCAUCGUCGUCGUCGUCGGCGAUCACACCCUUCUCGCCCUUCUCCCCGGCGCCGGUGGGCCGCGACCGGGAUGAUCAGAUGUUGCUGCCGCGCACGCCCUCGGAGGGCAUUUACAACCCGGCCACGCCCUCGGGGGGCUACACGCCCCACUUCACGCCCAUGGAAAGCCACUACACGCCUGACCAGCCCACCCCUCGCGGAGGACCCAACGAGGUGUCGACGCCCGGCUACACGCCCUACACCGCCACGCCCCAGGCCUACCCCGCCACGCCGGCCACCCCCGGUAUCCCGCAGACGCCCGGCACGCCCGGCAUGAUGUCCCUCCCGUCUCUUGCGCGCGCCUCCGCGCCGGCCACGCCCGGCAUGAUCAGCUACGACUCCGACCGAGUGGACACGACCAACACCGUCGCCGGCGGCGUGAUGUCGACGGACGAGCCAUGGACCACCGAGGGCAUCGAAGUGCGCGUGAGCGACGCCUACCGCGGCGGGCAGUACAGCCAAGCUAGCGCCGUCAUCACCUCGGCCGGCCGCGACUCAUGUCGGGUCACCGUGCGCGACAGAGACGGCAACGACCUGGAGUCGCUCUCCAUACCUUCCCCCUACCUCGAACCCGUGGUGCCCGCCAAGAAGGACCGCGUCAAGGUCAUCCGCGGCGAGCUCAAGGGUAACGUCGGCCUCCUCGUCGGAAUCGACGGCAGUGACGGUAUCGUGAAGAUGGAGCCCAAUCUCGACAUCAAGCUUCUCGCCCUCCCUCUCCUCGCCCGCUAUCACCACCGUAAAUAG